Molecule: messenger RNA, 2538 nt
Organism: Emericellopsis atlantica
Lineage: Eukaryota; Fungi; Ascomycota; Sordariomycetes; Hypocreales; Bionectriaceae
Exons: 1
Coding region: 1-2538 (845 amino acids)
Source: RefSeq, a predicted model, not a curated record
AUGCUGCGAUGGAAGCAGCACGAGGACGCUCGCCGCUCCAUUGCAGACAACCUUCUUCGUCUUCUACCGCAACGAAAAGAUCGCCGCUUGCUCAUUGGAACAAUGCGGUCGAUGGGGUACACACGCGACGAUCUGCACGACAUCUGUCACACCUUGGAAGGCGAAACGGGCGAUGUGUCCUGCGAGCGGUUCUUGGAAAUGAAAGGCUACCGGCCGCCGUGGCUAAUUAACAUUAUCCUGUCGGAUAUGGUGACGAUUUCAGACCCAGAACUUCUUGAUCGAAUGAUCGAUCAUUGUACGAGCUUGAUUGAAGUGCCGGGUGCUCAGCGAGUUGCGCCUGACCGAUUCCUUCGCAUCGCAACAGGACUGGCUGGCCACGCCGUGCGGUUGGAUGGGAUACUGCUGCCCAAGAUCGCGGACAUGAUCAUUGCAUACUUGAGAAGGAUAGACGAAUGGGAAAGGCGAUCGAACCGAGCAUUUGCGCAGCAGUGCAAGUUCUAUAACAGUGCGCUUGAGGUGUUCAGCACGACCCUGAAUCGCUGGCUGCCACCGACUUACCAUAUCGACCCGAGUUUCUACUGGAAAGCACAGAGCAAGCUUCUGGAGGCCUCGGCUGCUUUCGAGAAACCCCUCAGAUUCGACUACAAGGGCUUCUGCGCCGUUCGGAAGGUCCUUGCCGCCAUGCCCAAGAAUGCCGGGGACAUCCACAACGUAUUGCGGCACGCGCAUACGUGGCCACCGCGUCUUUUGCCUGGUGAUGGAAUUGAUGAGGCUACUAGACCGGAGGAUAACUGGUCCCGACCUGUGACGGUCAGCACGUUACAGCAGGAAGCUGGCUUUGCCAUGAAUGAUGAGGAUCUGGCGUGGGACACAAUUGGUGGCAGGGCGCCGGACGGCUCGCCGACCAUCAAGCAGGAAAUCGUCAAGGGCGGGCCGGCAGAUACAUGGACGGCGUCGAUUCGUGCUACCCGCAAUGCAACGGAAGCGUGGGCUUGCUUCAAUCACCCGCCCGUGCCCGGCCAGCAGCCCACUCCAUCAGUGUAUGCAGCCAUGUUCGCCAAGCUGUUCAGUCAAGAUGUACGAGCCACAUCGGGGUUACUUCCCGGAGAGCGAGCCUACAACUUCCCACCGCAUUCGGAUACCAACCUGUCCGAAUACGAACGUCAGCUACGGCAGCCUCCGGAUGCGUAUACGUUGUAUGCUGACAUGAGGGAAGCUGAUAUCCGGCCGCGCCUGGGGUGUCUUGAAAUCCUUGUCCGAAACGCCAGGACUGAACAUCGCGCUCGACAAUAUCUGAUGGACAGUGGAGACAGCCACAACCUCGCCUUGUCAGAGUAUGGGAUUUCCAAGAGCACCUUUACCAAGACUGAAAGGAGAGCCUGGGGCCGCAAGCUCAGAAAGAUCCCGCUGUCUCUCGUGGCAGCCUACGUCAAGUGCUUGACCAGCCUCGACAAGACACCAGCCCGCCAGCUCAAGCGGGCCAUCAUCAUCACCUCGGCGCGCAUGAGGAACGUCAGCGGACAUGAUAGACUCUGGGGUUGGUACAUGUGGGGCGCCAUUCUGAGGGCCAGCAGCAACAGACUGCCUCGGUCCCCGUUGGGCGAGUGGGAGGGGACAACACUCGCCGCCCAGCUCAAGGGCUACCGGACCAUUGUGUCCAAUAUUGAGAAGAUGUCACACCUGCGCCUACCCACGCUGCGCCAGUAUUGCAAGUGUCUCCGCAAGUCUAUGAACAGGGCCUUUGCGGUGCACAUGGACGAGAUGCACGUGGACGUUGGCGGGGGCGAGCUCCAGACAUUGCGACUGGUGUACGACGAUGACCUUAGGGAGAGCGCGGCUCAUACAAACCCCCCCGAGGCCAAGAAAGACCAGUCGGACGCUUGGGUUCCUGAACUCAGAACGUGUGCCGAGAUGCUCAAAAGCAUGGUGCGAACUCUACGAUCAAGAGAAGAGAAGAACCAAAAGCUGCAGGAGAAGCCCGACUUCUACACGCUCGAACACAUGGUAGCCCGCGUGGAUCCUGUGGGGGCUGGGUCUGCGUACACUAUCAUGUCCGCCCUGGCAUUCACGGGCGAAUUCGUCGAAAUGUCCAAAUACCUGGCAUGGCUCAUGACGCAGUGGAAACAGGCUGGCUUGCGAGAGGACCUUUUAAAGUACGAUGAAGUCCCUGCGGUGGCAGAUUUCCAUCGGGUGCUCUGUGUCUUCCGGUGCUACGCUGAACCGAUGCUGCCGCCGGACGUCGUGGAGCAAAUCCGCACGCAGGUGCAGCAGGACGAUCUGAUCUGGCGCUGGCCUGACGAGGAAGAGGUCGAGCUGUUCCCCGAGCGCCAGGGCGACUUGGGCUAUGUCGGCCUGGCUCAUACGCUGAAGUGGGUGCGAUACUGGAGGCUGCGACAGGAGCGUGGCGAGAAGACGUUCUUCAUACAGGUGCCACCCAACUACCGGCGUGUCAUCAGGGACAUUGAGGAGCGACGCAAGGUCUACGCCGAACUGGCGCGACGCGCUGAAGAGCCAGGGAAGUUCUGGUCUGAGAUAUAG